CCCGCUGCCCCGCACGGGCAGGACGCACCGAAUCGGACUUGCUUCUGGAGACCUCCUAGCGCCUUCUCGCGGGUCGGCCGGCUAGAUAAUCAUCGCCCUGACGGACUGCACACGUCUUGCUUGCACGUCUAAGCAGAAACGCGAGGGCCAGAUUCUUGUACUAGUUGCUGAAAAUGGGCCCAAUAGAUGCAGAGGCUGAUGAGAACCAGACAAUGGAAGAAAUGAAGGUGGAGCAGUAUGGUCCCGGGCAAACCACUCCUAGAGGUGAGCUGGCCUCUGACCCUAAGCCAGAGCUCAUAGACAGCACCAAGAUGAUCGAGGUACAGAUUGUCCUUAUCUUGGCCUAUUGCUCCAUCAUCUUGCUUGGGGUGAUUGGCAACUCCUUGGUGAUCCAUGUGGUGAUCAAAUUCAAGAGCAUGCACACAGUAACCAACUUUUUCAUUGCCAAUCUGGCUGUGGCGGAUCUUCUGGUGAACACACUGUGCUUGCCAUUCACUCUUACCUACACCUUAAUGGGGGAGUGGAAAAUGGGUCCUGUCCUAUGCCACCUGGUACCCUAUGCCCAGGGCCUGGCAGUACAAGUGUCCACAAUCACCUUGAUGGUAAUUGCCCUGAAUCGGCAUCGUUGCAUCGUCUAUCACCUGGAGAGCAAGAUCUCCAAGCGAAUCAGCUUCCUGAUUAUUGGCUUGGCCUGGGGCAUCAGCGCCCUGCUGGCAAGCCCCCUGGCCAUCUUCCGUGAGUAUUCACUGAUUGAGAUUAUUCCUGACUUUGCCAUUGUGGCCUGCACCGAGAAGUGGCCUGGUGAGAAGAGCAUGUACGGCACUGUCUACAGUCUCUCCUCAUUGUUGAUCCUGUAUGUGCUGCCUCUGGGCAUCAUAUCUUUUUCCUACACUCGUAUCUGGAGUAAACUUAAGAACCAUGUCAGCCCUGGAGCUGCUAAUGACCACUACCAUCAGCGAAGGCAAAAGACCACCAAAAUGCUGGUGUGCGUGGUGGUGGUGUUUGCGGUCAGCUGGUUGCCCCUUCAUGCCUUCCAACUUGCUGUGGACAUUGACAACCAAGUCCUGAACCUGAGGGAGUACAAGCUCGUCUUCACCGUGCUCCACAUCAUCGCCAUGUGCUCCACCUUCGCCAACCCCUUUCUCUACGGCUGGAUGAACAGCAACUACCGAAAGGCUUUCCUCUCUGCCUUCCGCUGUGAGCCGAGGUUGGACACCGUUCACUCUGAAGUGUUAGUGUCAUUCAAGGCUAAAAAAAGCGUGCAAGUUAAAAGGAACCAUGGCCCCAAUGGCUCUUUCACAGAGGCUACCAACGUCUAAGGAAGCUCUGGUGUGAAAAUACAUGGAUGAGUUCUCACCAGAGCUAUGAAUCUGGCUGGGGAGGGCUCCCAGAAGCAUCCUGGUUUCCCAUCAGGAUGGGGAAAGAGCAUCAGAAUGGAAGACCUGUGGGUCACUCAUGGAAGCCUUACUGGCAGAGCGGAGGUCAAAACACACCCAUUCGGAGGUCAGGCAGCAAAACAGUCCUCGUACAGUUGCUUGGCUGGUAGGUUGAAUUACCAGUAAAAGCAGAGAGAAAUGCUUGUGAUUGUUUCCCAGAGUGAAGGAAACAUGAACAGGGAACUGGCGUUAUCCGCGUCACUAAAAGGUGGUGGCUAAAUAAGUUGCCUUUCAAAUCCCAUUGGGGAGUAGAUUGGGGAUGAUGUAUAAUUAACUGCUCUGGAUCUGAUGAAAAGAUGAUCACACACCAAUUUCCCUAGGGAGCCACAGGCUCCCCUUUAUUGUAUCUUGCUUUUUUAUGAAUUUUCCUAUAGAUUAAGUCCACCAGGAAAUGCUGCAAUUAAAUGUUACAACCUGUUUGCAUGACUUCAA
Molecule: messenger RNA, 1868 nt
Organism: Miniopterus natalensis
Lineage: Eukaryota; Metazoa; Chordata; Mammalia; Chiroptera; Miniopteridae
Gene: NPY2R
Product: neuropeptide Y receptor Y2
Biological process (GO): G protein-coupled receptor signaling pathway
Cellular component (GO): membrane
Molecular function (GO): neuropeptide Y receptor activity
Source: RefSeq, a predicted model, not a curated record